AAAGGACGACAUCAGCAAAACACUACACAUUUCUUUUUGCUGCUUUUCCCUUGCCUCAUCCCACCAGUAGCCCAAGCAAAAGUAAUUCUUUAUCGGGUGUAAACAAUAAACGACAAGCAACAUGUCUGAAGCAACCCUUGCAUCCCUCAUCAAGCGACUCGAAGCGGCCACGCAACGUAUCGAGGAAGUAGCUGGCCGGAGUAAAUCUGCGGAAGCUGCUCCGUCAGCUCCAGUUUCGUCUGCUGGUAGUGGUGGUCCAAGUAUUACUGCAUUUGAGGACCUUGUUGGUGGACCGCUCCAAGUGUAUGUCAGCGGUAGUGCAGCUAUUGGCGGUUUGGUCAAGGAACAGGCCGAGAGCGUACGCGAAGCCAUUCAAGCCCAGAAAGCGCUCAUUCAGGUCGCCGCGGCGUCCAAGAAACCCGAUACGACCACUCUGCAGGAAUUGCUGAAACCCACGCAGGCUGCCAUUACAAAGAUUACGGAACUGCGCGAGAAAAAUCGGGCCAGCCCGUUUUAUAACCAUCUCUCUACCGUUAGUGAGGGUAUUCCUGGUUUGGGAUGGGUGGUUGUGGAACCUGCACCUGCGCCAUUCGUUGGAGAAAUGAGGGAUUCUGCACAAUUUUGGGCUAACCGUGUUAUCAAAGAGUACAAGGACAAGGACAAGAGUCACGUUGACUGGGCCAACAGCUUUGUGACCUUUUUGACCGAACUGCAGACAUAUGUUAAAAAGCACCAUACCACAGGGUUGUCAUGGAACCCGCGUGGAGGAGAUGCAAAGUCCGCCAGCGUUGCUGCUCCUGCACCUGUUACCCGUGGCGGUGCCCCAGCUCCACCCCCACCACCGGCUGUCGGGAUUCUCCCAACCAGUUCGCAAGGAGGCGCCCCACCUACCGCUGCAUUGUUUAGCGAGUUGAACAAGGAAGGUCUCACCAGCGGUUUACGAAAGGUGGAUAAAUCUGAAAUGACGCACAAGAACCCCGAACUUCGAGCAUCCAGUAUCGUCAAGAGCGGUACCGGAGGAGGCGCUGCAGCUCCGUCUGCAAGACCUGCUGCAGCACUCAAGGCCCCUCCAAAGCUUGCUCUUGAAGGCAACAAGUGGGUGGUGGAGAACCAAGUCAACAACAAUGAAAUCAUUAUAGAUCAAACGGAAUUGAGGCAUGUUGUUUAUAUUUACAAUUGCCAAAACUGUACGAUUCAAAUCAAGGGCAAGGUUAAUGCCGUUACGAUCGAUGGCUCCAGAAAGGUUGGCCUCCUAGUCGAGAACGUGGUCUCAACGAUCGACGUGGUGAACACCAAAUCCGCCCAAGUCCAAAUCACCGGCAAAGCACCUACGGUCGCGAUUGACAAAACGGACGGAUUACAAUUGUACCUUUCCAAAGAGACGUUGGAUAUUGAGAUCCUUACGGCAAAGAGUUCAGAAAUGAAUGUGCUUGUGCAGGGUGCUGAUGGGGAUUACACGGAGAAACCCCUUUCGGAGCAAUUUAAGACGACGGUUAGGAAUGGGAAUCUUGUGACGGUGCCUGUGGAGCACAAGGGUUGAGAAUCGGAAUAGGACGAGCUUGACUAGCAAAAAAAAAGAAGAUAGCAAACGACGAAAAGAAAACGUAUAUGGUUUACAUUUUGGAUUUUUUUUUAGUAAAGAAGCGAAAUAUAUUCCCUUGUCUUUAA
Molecule: messenger RNA, 1668 nt
Organism: Spizellomyces punctatus DAOM BR117
Lineage: Eukaryota; Fungi; Chytridiomycota; Chytridiomycetes; Spizellomycetales; Spizellomycetaceae
Product: adenylate cyclase-binding protein
Exons: 11
Coding region: 122-1540 (472 amino acids)
Biological process (GO): cytoskeleton organization; regulation of adenylate cyclase activity
Cellular component (GO): cytoplasm
Molecular function (GO): actin binding; adenylate cyclase binding
Source: RefSeq, a predicted model, not a curated record